CAAUAAACAUAAUAUCAAUAAUGAAAAAAUGUCAAUUGAUAUUAAUUUUUUUAAUGUCAUAUAAUUUCUUAAAAAUGAUUGAAUGCCAUCAUGGAAGAGCAAUAAGAGGCCUAAAACUAGCUCGACAAAUAAAUUUUAAUCUAACAGCAGUUGUUACACCAGAGCCAAUAACAAAGAGUAUCAUUGAUGAUUUUAGAGAUCAAUAUAAAAUAGGAAUUAUUAAUGAUUCAAUAUUACGUAAUGAUACACGUAAUUUAUUUAAAGAAAUUCUCAAAAAUAAAAGCCCAGAUUUAAUGGACUUACUUGAUGAAAAUUUCGAUAGAAUUGAUGAAUUUUAUAUACCAUUUAAUGAACUUUUAAAAUCUCGUAAUGAAGUAAAUUUUUCAGAAUUAGGAAAAUUUUUUAAUGUUGUAUUAUCAGAUGGUGCAAAUGGUGUUAAAUAUGCUCUUAAACAAAUGGAAAUAACAGUAAAAAAAAUAUUAGAUACAAUUAAUUCAAUUGAUGAAUCAAAAAAAGAUUCUAAAUCUCGUUUUUGUGGUAGUGAACCUGUAUUACGUCAAGAAAAUGUCUUUCAAUUUCUUAAAGUUAUUGUUAAUAAAACAUUCAGUGGACAUUACUUGAUAAUAUCAGCAGCUAAAUUUAUCACAAGAUCUGGAAAAGCCGGUUAUUUAAGUAAAAUGCAGGAGAUGGUAGAAGUAGCAAGAAGAGAAAUACUAAGUUAUACUAAUCUUGUACGUAAUGCAAUGGAAAAAACAUCAAGAGACAUGGGUUCUUGUAACUAUGAUGUUGAUAUUAAAAAUAAAACAUAUCUUGAAUUAACUGGACCAUCACAAGGUUUUAUAUUUGAAUCAUCAGAAGUUGAUGAAAGAUAUUCAUGUCAAUCAUUCAAUGGUCAACCUGAUCAUUGUGGACCUCGUGAUCCAUUAUGUUUUUUGCAUACUUGCUCAGCAGAUGGUGGAGUUCUUCAAAAUUGUGAAACUAUCAGUACAAACACUAUGGCUAUAUGUCUAUCAGGAGAUCCAUCAAAACGUUAUUUAUCAGCUGAAAGUAAUUCUCAAAUAUAUGGAAAUCAAUCAGCAGCUAAACAUUGUCCAUUAAAUUAUAUUAAAAGACAAGUAACAUUAAAAAAAUGGAAGAAAGGUGAUGUUCGAGCAAUAUCUUUCGAUUGGGCUUCAGCUGAUAUUCAAUCAAAUAGGGUUGUUACUAACUUGCGAUUUCGUGAAAAAAAUGGUAUGAUUUCAUUGGUUCCACAAACUGGUGUUCUUUUACCUGGUGGAUUGAUUGAUCAAAAAACACUACGCUGGAUUUUACCUUUCACUCAAGAACCCAUUAUUACAGAGGAUAAACUAUCAUAUUAUUAUCCAGCUGAUAAAAGAAAUCCACUGAGUGGACAAACACUGCAUGCUGGUAAAAAUUUCAUGCAGAUAACAAGUGGUUUAUCAAUAAAUCUUGAUGAUAUUACUGUUCCAUCAAAACAUGUUAUUACUGGUGUUCGAUUGAAUAAGGCUCAAUCACCUGAAGAUGUGAAUGAAAAUGUCAUUGAAUUAGUUGUUAAGUCAACAGAAUUUGAUUUUAAAACUGGUCAAUUAAUAAAUUUAAAUGAAACAGAGUUAUCUGGAACGACAUUUAUGACAGCAGAAUUUGCACAGACAAAAAGGCAAAAAAUAAAUCUUGGUGAAACAAAUACUCCAAUAUCAAAACCAGGUGAAAAUACUGUAAUUUCAGAACCUUAUCAACAACUUGAAUUUCGUCAAACUAGUAAAAAUGAUGAUCUUGGACAAUCAUUUGUUCCAUUUAUUGAUAUAAGAGGAGCCAAUACAAAAGUAGCAAUGCCACUUUCAACAGUUAGUCUUUUUCACAGAGGCUGUGCUGAAUCUGGUGGUUUUAUUGCAUUUAAAUAUCAGUCAUUUGAUAUUUCUGAAUAUUUUGACAACUUUAUUGACUUGGCUUUAUUUGUUGACGAAACAAGUCAUUCAAAUUUUUAUCACUCUUUAAUAGAAUAAAGGAAUAAAGGGCCAACUUUUAAAAUUAUAUAUUAUUUGAAAAAAAAAAAAAAACAAA
Molecule: messenger RNA, 2061 nt
Organism: Aphidius gifuensis
Lineage: Eukaryota; Metazoa; Arthropoda; Insecta; Hymenoptera; Braconidae
Exons: 8
Coding region: 21-2003 (660 amino acids)
Source: RefSeq, a predicted model, not a curated record